CCGUCACCUACUGACCUGCCCUUCACCUUCACGGUUAACAUCCAACACUCUGUUCCGGAAUGUACUAACCUAUAGCUUAACUGCCCAAUAUGUCGGACAUCGCGGUUGGGCAGUCAAUUCGUCUUAGCGACGGCCGCAAUGCUACCGUUCGCUAUGUCGGACAGACUCAUUUUGCUGCAGGUGAUUGGGUUGGUGUCGAGCUCGAAGACGACAGCGGGAAGAACGAUGGAGCGGUUCAAGGCGAACGAUACUUCGACUGUCCACAAGGAAGAGGAAUGUUUGUUCGCCCUAUAACAGUCACUGUGUUACAAGCUGCACCACCACCUCCGAAGUCUACAGCCCCUAUUCGAAGGGGUUCUCGCACAAGCACAGCUCCGGGACGAUCAAGUUCUGUGACCGAUCCCACCAUGCCGAAGCGGAUGAGCCUUAAUGCUCCCAGCCCUAGCCCAGUAUCUAGAACCCGACCUUCUAGCAUUGGGAGAUCUCCUACAAAAUCUCCCACAAAACAACUUGGAACAGGUCCAUCUAGCCUUACGAACUCGAGAACCGGUACACCAUCAAAUGCUCGCAUCUCAUCAAUUGCUCCCAAAACUCGCGCUUCAAUUAGUGGAGGACGAUCGUCUAUGGGUCCACCUCCGCUACCUUCCACUGGACCUAGAAGACAAGCUUCGACAUCAUCUACUUCGGGGAGAGUUGUAAGUGGCGCUACGAGGCCUGCUGGCGGACGAGUUUCUUCCAUAACUGGUCGCGGUGCUGCCCGUCCUACUUCCGGAAGAGUAAGGUCAGGGGAUUCGCUAUCGGGAGGAGAAGGUGGAAACAGAUCCGGCUUAGGUUCGCCUCUCAAGAGCGACGGCGAGCAAACGAGUCCUGUUCAAUCUAGGACAAGAGCCCUAGAAAGGCUCACAUCCGCAGGCCGAUCAGCGACGUCUUCGAAAUCGGCAAUGGGUAGCGCAGCGCCGUCAAGGACUCCCGGGAGCGCGGGUCCCAGUGGUCGUCCGGUCGCUUCCAACGCAGUUACUAGGGAGAAUGAGGACCUGAAGGCAAAACUGAAAGUCCUCGAGCGUAAGCGAUCGGAGGACCGAGAGAAGAUGAAAGAGAUGGAAAGGCUCCAAGAACAACGCGACAAGUUCGAAACUAUCAAUAAGAAAAUUGAGGGCAAAUAUCAGACAACGGCACAGGAGAAUGUCGCCCUGCGCAAGCAACUCAAGGAAGCCGAAGAACGCUUAGAGCAGAUUGAGACUCUACAGGCUGAACAUGAUUCCGUCAUGGAACUUGCAACAUUGGAUCGAGAAAUGGCCGAAGAAACAGCUGAAGUCUACAAGGCGGAGCUCGAGGCCUUAAAACAGAAAGUGGAAGAGCUAGAGCUCGAGGUUGAAAUUCUGCGCGAGGAGAAUACCGAAUACUCCCAGGGGAUGUCUCCUGAAGAACGAGCGAGCGCAGGAUGGCUGCAGAUGGAACGCCACAAUGAGCGGCUACGUGAGGCUCUCAUCAGACUGCGAGAUCUCACCCAGCAGCAAGAAGAAGAGUCUAGGGCACAAAUCAAGGCAUUGGAGAAGGACCUUGCAGAUUUUGAAGCUAUCAAGGAACAGUACCAAAUCGCCAAGGAGAAAUUAUUGGAAUCCGAGACGCGUGCCGAAGACCUCCGACAGCAGCUCGAUGAUAACCUGGGCGCAGAGACUAUGAUCGAACAACUGAGCUAUGAGAAACUACAACAGUAUGAGCACAUCAACGAAUUGAAGGCCGUGAUUGAUGACCUCGAAGCAUUGAAGGAAAUUAACGAUGAGCUUGAAAUCAACCACGUUCAGAAUGAGAAGGAAAUGCAAGAGGAGCUCGAUCUCAAAGAUAGUGUCAUUGCAGAACAGGCUCGAAGAACUGCCGAAAGGGACGAUACCAUUUCCGAUUUGGAGUACACACUUUCCCGAUUCAGAGAGCUUGUCACGAAUCUUCAGACCGAUUUGGAAGAUAUACGUGCCUCUCACGCUGUCAAUGAGGCGGAGUCUGAACAACUUAAUAGUAAGUCAAGAGCUAUGAUGGAUCUCAACCAGAAGCUCCAGAUCUCGGCUGCGAAGACACAAGUCAAGACUAUCGACCUAGAGCUGCAGCGCAUGGAUGCCCAAGAAGCACAACAGCAUCUCCAGAUUAUCAAAUUGUUCUUGCCCGAGAGCUACAAUACCGACAAGGAUUCUGUCUUAGCAUUGCUACGGUUCCGCCGACUGGCCUUCAAGGCGAACUUGCUCCAUGGAUUUGUUAAGGAACGCAUCAAUGGACAAGCGCACCCUGGUCACGAAGAUGAUGUGUUCGCUGGCUGCGACGCCUUGGACAAACUUAGCUGGGUAUCUUCUAUGUGCGAUCGGUUUGUUAAUGCUAUUAGCCACUGCUCGCUGGAGGAAUUUGCCAAAUAUGAAGGUGCCUUGUACGAACUGGAGCCGGUUGAGAGGGCUCUGAAUGCCUGGAUCGAUGGUUUACGACGCGACGAGCUGAAGGAGAAGCAAUGUGCCAGCGAAUUGCAACGCACUAUCGCCCUCAUGACACACCUAGGCGAGGUGCACAUUUCGGAGGGACUCGAGAGCUUUGCCGAUGAAAUGCAGAUGAAGACGAUCUUGAUGCAAAGUCACCUAGAGUCUGCUGCUACUGCAUUUAAUGUGGUGAAGGAUAUGGUUCAAAGAGUCAUACCACCCAACAACGAUGAAGACGAGCUUGCUCAACAUUUUGCUAAGAAGUCCGAGGCCGUCAUUAGCCAAACUCGUAGCGCAAAGGUUAUUAUAAGCAAAGCAGUGCGAUCUUUAGAGGAUCUUCGAGCGAGAUCCUUGGCUCUUACUCCCGAUACUGCCGAGGCAUUCGAGCAGUGCGAAACCUCAAGUCAAGAGCUUGCGGAGAUGUCCCGAAAGAUUGGCAUCGAUCUUCAUGCGCUACUUAGCGAGGAAGGUCGCCCGGAGCCAUUUACGUAUCCUGAAGUGCAGAGUACGGUUCAUCGUACAAUAAUGACUACCUUCUCAUCAGCCGAGUCUGACCUUUUCUCCACUUAUCUCUCCAAACUCCGUGUUCUUACAGGUCAAAUCACCGAUCUUGCAGCUGUCUGCGCCGACCUAUCACAAACACAGGAAUUCGAACGUAGCAUAGCACCAUGGCUUCUUCGUGCACAAGAGCUUAAGGCUCUUAAGACAAUCCCGAUCGAUGCCGAAGAAGAGCUGCGACAAGUUAAGGAACAUUAUAACGAGGCUCGUCGCACAAUCGCUUUGCGUGAUGAGAACCUCAGCACAGCCACUCUCCGUAUCGAGACACUCGAAGCGCGCAUGCGUGAUGCAAAUACCAAGGCUUCUCGCAUUGCAGAUCUCGAGGCGCAAAUUGUGGCUGCACAAGAGUUGGUAGCAAGUCUCAAGAAAGACAUUGAGCAGCAAGAUCGUGAGGCCAAGACCCUUGAGGCCGAUCGCGACAAGUGGAAGAAGAUCGCUGGCGACAGCAGAGCAUUUGGAGAUGAGGCGGGUGACAACGCCGCCGGGGCUAAGGCUGGCCAGGAGCGCGCCGUGGCCACAGCUCGCGAGAUGGAUACCCUCAAAGCCGAAAUCGCCAGUCUCCAGGAAGCAGUCCGAUACCUACGCGAAGACAACCGACGCGCGCGCACUACGGAGCAAGCUAGGCAUGACUGGCUUGCUGAGCCUCUGGUUAAACCGAGACCUGCGGCGGAACAGCGCAAGCAACUUGUGGCGGCUGAGAGUAGAGACGCGCUAAGCGAGCUGCUCAAGAUGGCAACAUCUGCUCAUGUCUUCGAUCUAGGGUCUCUGCCUAAGGACAAGCAAGCGUGGCGUCCGGCGAAGUCUACACCACAAUACCACUCUGCGAAGUUACACGAAGAUUACGAGGCAUGGAAGAGUUGGGAAGCUUCUAUCGUGCAGAAGUCUAAGGUAGUACUCGGGGCCGAACCAGGCCGAAAGAGGCAGCAGGAUUCUGAACAAGCUAGGAGCAUGCGUAGGGCUGCUGCUAAGCUUCAGAUCAGACUCCCUGAUGUUGAUGGUAAGAUGAUACCUGGCGGCAACGGCAAGGGGGUCCAGGUUCUAGGGUCUAGGGAGUGGCAGAACUUGCAGGGAAAACUUUCCCCGGCUAUAUAACCCUGGUUUUGUAA
Annulohypoxylon maeteangense is the source of this 4120-nucleotide messenger RNA. Its product is annotated as CAP-Gly domain-containing protein. The record is from RefSeq and is a predicted model, not a curated record. Gene Ontology annotation, cellular component: cell tip; spindle; spindle pole body. Gene Ontology annotation, biological process: establishment of mitotic spindle orientation; nuclear migration involved in conjugation with cellular fusion. NCBI's taxonomy places the organism in Eukaryota, Fungi, Ascomycota, Sordariomycetes, Xylariales, Hypoxylaceae. The transcript has 2 exons. Bases 90 to 4106 code for a protein of 1338 amino acids.